Messenger RNA from Amorphotheca resinae ATCC 22711, 1689 nucleotides. RefSeq lists its product as hypothetical. Bases 1 to 1689 code for a protein of 562 amino acids. Gene Ontology annotation, biological process: nucleobase transport; transmembrane transport. The record is from RefSeq and is a predicted model, not a curated record. NCBI's taxonomy places the organism in Eukaryota, Fungi, Ascomycota, Leotiomycetes, Helotiales, Amorphothecaceae. Gene Ontology annotation, molecular function: nucleobase transmembrane transporter activity. The transcript is spliced from 4 exons. Gene Ontology annotation, cellular component: plasma membrane.
AUGGAGAGAGUCAAGUCGACUAGGCUUGCUCACUUGGUGGAUAAGUUAGCGGUGGAUAGUGAGCCGGGGUUAACCAACGCCCAGUUGAUGUUGAACAACCAUGAUUUAAGGCCUGUCGAACCCGAGCGUCGCCAGUGGGGUCCUUGGAACUUUGUCGGGUUCUGGAUUGCCGAUUCUUUCAAUAUUAAUACCUGGAUGAUUUCCUCUUCUAUGAUCACCUCUAAUGGCCUCUCUUGGUGGAUGUCUUGGAUCUGUGUCUGGAUAGGUUACAGCAUCGCCGCUUGCUUUAUCGUCUUGACCGGAAGAAUUGGAGCAACAUACCACAUUUCAUUCCCUGUGGUCACACGUGCCAGCUUCGGCACCUGGGGUGCUCUAUGGCCAGUUUUCAACAGAGCGGCGAUGGCGUGUAUCUGGUACGGCGUCCAGGCCUGGAUUGGUGGAGAAUGCGUCCGUCUCAUGAUCAGUGCCAUCUGGCCUUCGUUCGACAGGAUCCCCAAUGGCAUUCCUAGCUCGGGGACCACGACUCGCGAUUUUGUCUCUUUCUUCAUCUUCUGGCUCUGCUCCUUGCCCGCGAUCUGGUUCCCGGUUCAUAAGAUCCGUCACUUGUUCACUGUCAAGGCGUACGUCGUCCCCACGGCUGGAAUCGCUUUCUUCAUCUGGGCCAUUGUCAGAGCAAAAGGGAUUGGACCAAUCGUGAAGCAACCGGCUACUUCACACGGGUCCGAGUUGGGAUGGGGCAUAGUCAGUGGUAUCAUGUCAUCAAUUGCCAAUUUCGCGACUCUUAUUGUGAACGACCCGGAUUUUGCCCGUUUUGCGCGCAAGCCGAAGGAUGCCUUCUGGUCUCAACUCAUCUCUAUCCCCGUUGGAUUUGGAAUCACAUCCUUCAUUGGUAUAAUAGUUUCCUCGUCAUCCAUGGUGAUUUUCGGCCAAGCCAUUUGGAACCCACUCGAUCUCCUGCAGUCAUUCCUCGAUGAAGGGACGCAUCAAAACCGGGCCGGCGUGUUCUUCGUUGCAUUCGCCUUCUCUCUUGCUCAGCUCGGCACGAACAUCGCCGCGAAUAGCGUCUCAGCCGGGACCGAUAUGACUGCGCUCGUCCCGCGCUACCUGAACAUCCGCCGCGGCGGCUACAUCUGCGCCCUAGUCGGUCUCUGCAUGUGCCCAUGGCACCUGCUCUCCACCGCCAACAACUUCACCACCUACCUCUCGGCCUACAGCGUGUUCCUCAGCUCCAUCGCCGGCGUCAUCGUCUGCGAUUACUAUCUUGUGCGCAAGGGCUACCUCCAGAUCAAAGACCUGUACUCGGCCCGCAAAGGCUCGCCGUACUUCUACCACGGCGGGUUCUCGUGGCGCGCCUACGCCGCCUACAUCUCGGGGAUCCUCAUCAAUAUCGUCGGGUUCGUGGGCGUCAUCCGGCCGGGGAUCCCGAUGGGCGCGAACUAUAUCUACAGGCUGAACUUCUUCUGCGGGUUUCUGGUGGCGGCGGGCGUGUACUGGCUCCUGUGUUAUCUCUUCCCGGUCCCGGCGAUGAGCGACGUCUGGAUGGAGGUCGGCGAUGAGGUCCCCGGGUCUAUGGCGUAUGGGACUGAUAUGCUAGGGAGUGAUUAUGACGAGGAGCGGGCUGCGGGAGCGAUUGAUUUCAAGGGGGCGCGGAUCACGGAGUCGGGAGGGAAGAGAGAUCUUGAGUUAUGA